AUGAAAAUAUCUUCAAAAUUGACUACCCCAUUAUUCAAUGUUGUAACGUCAGUCUCGGUAAUAAUGGAUGAUGGCAGUGGAAGCAAAACGUACUUCGCGGAUGCGGCUGGAAAACCUGUCCCUAGGCCUGGUAUUAAUUCACAGGUGGCAAGUCCAAUUAAUCUCCUAAACCCCGAUCGUUAUGAGUUCUACACCUUCGACGACACUGGCGAUCUGGUAAAACGACUAAUGACUUUAGAUGAAAUCCAAGGCAUUAUAGCUGGCGGUGAUGGAGAUGCAGCACUUUACAGUGAUGACCAAACCCUGGCCGACACUGCCGAUAUGUUAAGUAUUCCUCAAUCCCCGGAACUUCGCGUAAAAGACGUUGUCGCAAAUAUCCAAAGUGUUAUGAAAGGCGAAAUGGAACAACAGAAAAAACAAACUACCUUAACCAAGCCAAUGCUAGAUACACCUGAUGUUUCCGCGACAUGGAGUAUGAUCCUGCCGGCGAUUUUUGGAAAUACUGGCGGUGAUAUAAUUCCAGAGAAACAUCCACAAGUUAUAAUGACACCAGAAACAGAAGUAGUCGACACCGUCACUUUAAAGAGCAAUAGCACAAAUGAGCAACCUGCCGAAAGCCGAGAGCCCAUCACGGAUAAAACUCAACAAAACGAAUCAGCAGAAUCGUAUACAAUUUCCGCAACGACUAAGGAAGAACCAUUUAGUAAGCCUGUUUCAGCUGAAUCAGAUCUUAAAGAAGAUACUAAAAACUAUACUCUGAUUUCAUAUACAGGAACGACCGAAAAAUAUUCAUCAUCCACAUAUAAGUUAAAUGAACUUACUAAAAAGCCAAACGAGCCAAUAGUUUACGAGAAAGUCAAUAUUGAAAAUGCUAAUAAACAAGAAACGUUAUCUACAAUCUUGGAUGAUAACAAUGUAGCAUUCAUAACAAUUAAGCCCUUAGACACUGCAACUACAUUAAAGCCACUGAAUCUAUUAUCAGAAAAACAUCAAUCUUCAUCGAAUGCACCGACUGUAACAGACGAACAGAAGGAAGACACAUUAGACGAUAAAUUAUUCUAUACAAUAGAAUAUACAAAACCAUCAUCAGAAUCAUCUAUAGAAAUUAAGACAUCAGAAACCAACAGAGAUCCCACAAUACAAGAAAAUGACAAAGAGAUAACUUCAAGUCUUCCGUCUCAAGAAGUAAUUUUUGAUAAUAACUCAAAACCUUCAUUAUACAGCGUUGAUAUUAUUAAACCUCUUCAUAAGAACAUAUCAUCAGAAGUAGAUCAUGUUAAAGAUAUUCCAAUCUCGACAGCGCCAUCAGUACUAAAUAUUAUAUCUGAAUCUACCACAGUAAAUAACAUUGUAGAGCCUGAAAUUCUAGAUAAGUCUCCUGAUAGUAACAUCCAAAAUAACAUUUCACAAACUAAGCCGGAUGGUUUAGCUGAAGAAAGUAAGAUUGCGCCUACAGUAAUUGAUUCAAUUUCACUAAAGCUAACCACAAAUGAAUACGAUUCCCAAACAAAAGCUGCGCCUACAAUGUAUACAUCAACAUCUCCCACUGAUAAUACUUUUUCAGAUAUGGCACAGAAUACUGAGUCUGAUGAAAUCAUCAAAACUGAGGCUACCCAAUCACAUAAAUUGGGCACGACAUUUACGACCGACAGUCGCACUGAAAGCUUAUAUACCAAGCAGCCAUAUCAUAAUUUUGAAGAAUUAUACUCCACUAGUCAGCAACUGUAUACGAUACCAGCCAUUUUUGAUAUAUUAAAGAUAAAUACAACUAAAGAUGAUGGUGAUAAAAUACAAACUACAUUUGGAGAAUCGAGUACCGAAAAUAUACAAAACCCUAAAAUAGCCAGUACGGAAAAUAUAGAUCAAACACAGGAAGAUGAUUCAAACACUUCCAAAUUUACCACAGUAACGUCUUAUCAAGAUAUUAAUGAAUCUACGCCCAAAGAAGAAUUUAUAAUUCAUGCUGGAUCCUUAGAAAAUGAUUACACCGAAGAACAACAAGGAUCAACAUUUUCGUACUACGAUUACUAUAAAACUACUAAUAAUGAUGAUGUAACAUCCGCUAAAGAAACAUCCAAUGGCCAAUCAUCGACAUAUACUACAAACAAAAUACCAACUACCCAAUAUGAUGAAGUCUUACAAACAAAAACCGAUUCAGAUCAAUUAUAUUUAACUCAAACAAGUAGUACGUUGACAGAAAAAUCGACGGAGAGUCCUAUUACUAAAGAAAUAAAUAAAGUCACAGAAUUCGCAAACCCUUCGACGAUUGCUGUAUUAGAUGAAUCUGACGAUAGCAAAUUGAGUACAGCUUAUGAACAGGUCACAGACUCUGCUUCCACUAAUUUAUACACCGAACAGCAAACAACAGACAAAGUAAAAGAUUAUGAUCAAAUAAAGGAAACUCCAACGACGACCAUAAAUACAAAAAUAUCUAGUGUCACUGAAAAUACGGAGAUUGCUAAAGAAGACGAGCAAAUUAAGAGCGAAGUUUUCACUACACCUUCAAAUCAAGAUACUCCAGUUACACAAUAUGUUGACGAUGUAUCAACUUUAAAACCAUAUUCGUUAUCGGAUAUAAUGGGAUCAAUGUUUACUAACGUGAAUGAUGAAUCACUAAGUACAAGACCAGAAAGCGAUUCGCUGAUACUGUCUCUUCAAGAAUCAUUAUCAAAUGUUAUAUCACAGGUGUCAGAUGAUUCAUCUGAUACUUCAGUACCUUUGAUUCUACAUAGUGAAAUCACUACACAAAAAGCUCCCUCUAAAAUCCAAGAAAAUAACGACGAUCAAAUCACAUAUGAAACCUCUGUUGUUAAAGAAACGUCUUCUGUAUCAAUGGAAGCAGGAAGACCGCACACCAAACCACAAUAUAAUGAGUAUCAUUCAUCAGAAUCUUCGAGUACUGAAGAUUCCUAUCCAUACGAUUCACAAUCUAGUGAAGAAAACUAUCCAGUAAGUCAUAAAGCACCAAAUUACACCCCUACAAGAAUUAUAGACACCACUACUUAUUCGCAUACAUCAACAUCUCAGAAACCUAUCAAAAACAAAUUAAAUGACGAAGUUUAUGAUGAUUUGCAAAACAAACAACAAACUCAUAAACCGCUACUCACAUCUUCAGAAGAAUAUCCUGCAAAUCCCGAUCAAUAUCAAGGAUUUGGUACCAGAAUUGGAACUACAACACAAAAAUAUUUCACGACACAACCAUCAAAACUAAAUAGGCAUGAUACAACUAAGUAUAUUGAAACUUCUACAUCAAAAGCCGAUAACUUUGUAGAUCAUUCUUCAGUAUCACAAGAUAGUGACAGCAGCAUAAUAAUAAUAAAAGCUACAACCGAAAGAGUAAAAAAUAAUAAAGGCGAAAAUAAAAAACCUAGCACAAUUUAUGCGAAUACGUACAACACUAACUAUAAAUUGUCAAGUAUCAUUCCUAUAGAAUCAUCUACCUACCACCUCAAAUUGAACUCAAGUACUCAAAUCAACAGCAAUAAAAUUCAUCAAAAUGCACAAAAAAUAAAAACUGAAUUAAAUGCAACAAAUCCUAUUGAGUCACAAUUCAACAAGGUUACAAAUGAAUCGUACCCCCAGGACAAUAUACAAAAUGAGUCCAAAAAUGAAGACGUGAGCACCAUUAGUGAUAUAAAAAUAAAUAUUGAGAGUAAACUUUCAUCAACAACGGAAGGUGUUAAAAACUCUGAUACGACAAGUAUGAAAUCAAAUCCUAGAAUCACAACUGAAUAUGAGAAGAACAACCCAGAGCUCUUCCUAACAGAAGCGAACGCAACAUUUAUUAGCGAUUUUAACAAUAUUAAAAAUAAUAAUGAAGAUAAUACGCACGAACAUGUUAUAAAACCUAAUAACAAAAAUGCUGACGAAGAAAAAACUACAGUUGAGACUGAAGAAAUUGGUACAACUAAAUUUAUUAUUAAUGCAGGUGAGAUUGAUUAUACUACAGAAAACAAUCAAGCAGUAUAUGGUUCAGCUACUAUAGAUAAAGAAUAUUCAACUACUAAUUCUGAACAAACAUCACUAGGUUAUAUAAACGACAAAACAGUAGAACUUAGCACAACUACAAAAACAAUUGUUAGUGAUGAAAUAAAUACAGAGCAAGGUUUAAAUGAACAAUCAACAUUAUACGACACGUAUUCUCCCGAUAGUUCUUCGACAGUAGAUGAUGCACAACAAAUUUCGACAAUUGAUCAUAAAACUCAUGAUCCUAUAGAAACGGAAAAAUCAACAGAAACUGUUAUUAAAUCACAAUCUACUUCUGCUUAUUUAUCCGAAAACACUUCAGAUAAAAUUAUAGCUUCAACAAUAGCUGAUGAAUACGCAACAAAUGAACAAAAUGUAAAUGAAUAUUCUACCACUCAAAAAGAGCUACUUGUUUCUCAACCAGAAAAUAUACAAUCAACUACAACUGUAAAUACAGAUAAUCAGAUUACAACUGAAAUUAAAAAUAUAGUUCAAGAAGCUCAAAAUACACCUUAUACUACAUUUGAAAGUACCGUUCAGCCGGAAUUCCAACAAACAAUUAAAGUUCAAGAAAACUCGAAUGAUGCCAAUCCUACAACUAUCACAGAUAAUAUUGAAAUAAUUUCAUCUAAGCCUGCAUCAGUUGACUUACAAGCAGAUACGUCAGACAUAUUGAUCACAGAAAGCGAAAAGAAUAAAACCGAUUCACAAACCUUUGCUAAUGAUCAGACAUUAAGUUUAACUACAGUUAAAACGAAUGAUGACUCUUCUUACGCAGAAGAUGAAAAAUGGAAAAUAGUAACUACAAUAAAUGCCCUUCAAAGUGAAACUACCAAAGUACCUGCGCAAACAACGUCCAUAUCAACCCCGACAAAAAUAGAAAAUAUACAAUUUGUUUAUCAAACAACUGAUAGCCCAAUUUCACCUCAGAUUGUUAAUGAAGAUACUGGAGCAGAACCCAUUCGAUUCAGUUCCUCUCCUAAAGAAAAUUUAGGACUUCUUGAGAGUACCGCUGGCUUAAGUGAAGAUAUAAGUGAAUUUGCGGAUCUGUGCAAUGAACUAGCUUUCAAAUAUUGGCAAGCUGUGACAAAUAAAGGUAUUAGUACAUCGCGCGGCUUGGUAAUUUCACCAUUUGCAGUAACAUCCUUGUUGGCUAUGAUGUUUAUGGGUGCGAGAGGAGCAACAUCAGAAGAAAUGAAUGAAAUACUGAAAUUAGAUGAUAUGGUGACUUUCAAUCCUCAUUUAGUAUUUAAAAACGUUACUGAAUCUAUAGAAGUUAAUAAAAGGUCUGGUGUUGCCACAUCUGCAUUUGUCAGAGAGUUGUUUAGUGAUAGAACAAAAGUAAAACUACUUGGCUUCUAUAAACAAAGAGCACAACAGUUUUAUGGCGGACAUGUAGAGGAAGUAAAUUAUAAUGUAAUUAAUGAUAUUGUGAGAAGAAGAACAAAUCUUCUUGUGAAACGACAAACAUGGGACAAAAUUCCAGAAUAUUUGAAAUCAAAUGUGAUUACACUAAGACCGCCAUUGGCAGCCCUAUCAGCAAAUAUAUUCCAGACUGACUGCACACUUGGGUCAUCACGGGAAAGAGAUGGUGAAAUGUUCUUCAUGGUACUUCCUUCUAGCAGACAACGAAAACUCGUACCUAUACCAGCUGUUGUUUAUCGCUCAGGAUUCUACGCUGGUUAUGAUGCGUCAUUAGAUGCUACAGCCAUAUCUAUAGGCGGACCAGACAAAAUAGUCAGCACAAUAUUUGUGAUACCAGGACAACAAGGACAAGUUGCACCGGGAGAUAACUUGGAAAGCCUUGAGAGAAGGCUCAUCAACACAUCGUACAAGGACAAGGCAUGGUCUAGUUUAAUGCAAUGUUUACUUGAAAGACCAGGACUGGAAGCUCAAAUACCAAGGUUCUCUCAUCGCUCCAUUAUAAACGCUACAACCGCCCUUCAACGAAUGGGUCUCGAUACGUUAUUCAACCCAGAUGAGGCAGAUUUACGCGGUCUUAAUGGCAUGACAAAAGAUCUGUACUUCUCUGAUAUGUUGCAAGUUAAUACGUUUACAACGUGUGGAGAAGAUACAGUGGGCGAUUUCCAUCAUACGGAAUUCUAUCCGGCUUCAGGAUAUAGAUCCAACAGAGAAGUCGAGGAGGAAGAAAAACAGAGGUUAUAUAGAGAAGCUCUACGUCGUUACGAAGAAGCAAAUCGAUCGGUCGACGAAGCUCUGAUCAAAGCUCGCACAGCAGACGAACCGAGAGAUUACCAGCGAGCUUUCCACGAUCCUGUUCACGAUCCCAGUUACCUGUAUCUGCCAUUGGCGCUGAGACCACGACAGGCGCGCAAUCCCGAAGGCAACGGACGAGCACCCCGAUUGAGACUAGAUCGUCCUUUCCUAUACUUUGUUCGACACAAUCCCACUGGAUUGAUUUUACAUAUGGGAAGAUUUAAUCCACGUCUACUUUAA
Ctenocephalides felis (cat flea) is the source of this 6423-nucleotide messenger RNA. RefSeq names its product serine-rich adhesin for platelets-like. Bases 1 to 6423 code for a protein of 2140 amino acids. The record is from RefSeq and is a predicted model, not a curated record. The transcript has 4 exons. Lineage: Eukaryota; Metazoa; Arthropoda; Insecta; Siphonaptera; Pulicidae. Gene Ontology annotation, molecular function: serine-type endopeptidase inhibitor activity.